GGUCAGUCCUCAGAACCAACAUGGGGACCAGAGGACUUCAAUCCACAUUAUGGCUCAUCUACCUGAUACUGCUGGUUGGCUCACUCACUCAGACCGUGACCUUCAUUCCUUCUCUAAACAAAGUGAGCCUGAAUUCAGCUAAUUCAUCCCACAUCGACCGAGUUUGCACGACUUGGGGACACUAUCACUGGAAAACCUUUGAUGGAGACUUCUUCCAGCUUGCCUCCACCUGUAACCAUGUUCUGACCUGGCAGUGCAAGGGCAACUAUGAAAAUUUUAACAUCCAGAUGAGGCGCAAGACAAUCAACAACAUCCCCACCAUCAGCAACAUUGUCAUGAUCCUGGACGGCUCUGUGGUGGAGCUCUCUGGCAGCUCAGUGGUUGUCAAUGGCAAAACGGUGUCUCUGCCAUUUGUUGCAUUUGGGGUGACCAUCAAGGGGACCACAUCUGGUAUCAGUGUCAAUGCUAAGCUGGGAAUCAGAGCUGUCUGGAACAUGGACGACUCUCUGGAUGUAUGAAACAUAUGCUCACACAUGCACAUACAUCUGUGUUUUUUUAAUGUUCACGUGUAUUUUUAUGGGGUUUUUAAACACACUGACAAAGUUACAACUCUGCCGUAAACAACUCAGGAACAGGAUCUAAUGCUAUCUGAUAACUGCUUAAGCCUGUUUCUUAGGCAGUUGUUAUGUAUGCAUGUGUGUACAAAGAAAACAUACUCAGUCUUGAGCCGUUUUACUUGUUCAAAGAAUAAGGCUGAUGUUAGUUAUCACAAAAAGACUAAAACCAACAAUGAAUCUAUGUUUAUAACUAAUAUUGUUUGUGUGACACAGUCUGAUAGCACUAAUUUCUGUUUGCCACAGAACUCUACUGUUGUUAAAAAAGCAUUUAAAAUCAUAUUUAGGAGCCACAUUGUUGCAUUCAGGUGUCACAUUUGCUAAGUGUAAUUUGUCCCACUCAGCUCAUCAAACUUACAAAUUAAGUUGAUAAAGGUAGGCAAGAAGAUUAGCUGUGUGCAGCUAUCCAUGCAUUUUUAAUAGAAGAGUCUGAAUGAAGAGCAAAUGUAAUUGCCACUGAUACCUAUCAAGCUUUACUGUAAAUAAAGACUUGGAGCUACUCCCUUUAGAGUGGUGGUAUCAAGUCCUCAGGGCCUAGAGCAAUAACAUUUAUACAUUCCUUUCUACUAUGAGCAGUUAAAUAAAAUAUUUUCUCAUUGCAAAAUUAUCCCCCUCCCCAGCCCCCUGACCUAACUUAAAAAUCUUAUUGAGAUCUGUUUUGAGGUAGACAAACUAGACAAAAAAAAACUUCAUGGCUGAGCUAACAGGGAAAGUACCUGACAAAUACUGAUGAAGGCUGACUACACAAAAGCAGUGAGUCACUGGGUGAGUUUGAGGGAUAUGUCCUGGAGUGAUAAGCAAACAAUAUGAAUAAGCCAAGCCUGAAAACCGCAGUGUAAAUGGAGCUGCUUUAAAUAAACAUGUGCCUGAAUGCA
Molecule: messenger RNA, 1489 nt
Organism: Lates calcarifer (barramundi perch)
Lineage: Eukaryota; Metazoa; Chordata; Actinopteri; Centropomidae
Product: mucin-5AC
Exons: 4
Coding region: 21-518 (165 amino acids)
Cellular component (GO): extracellular matrix
Source: RefSeq, a predicted model, not a curated record